UAUGGAUCGUCCCGCACUCAUCCCUGCAUCUGAAGCAAGCCGGCCCAGAAGGACGACACCUCCCUCGCGUUGCUCGUCCUUCCGCUGAUGCCGCUAUCGCCAAGCCGGCAGCAUCAAAAGCCAUCACGGGACGGAUGGAAAGAAAGGCGGAUAACUCACACGCAGCUAACACACUGCCCCACUCUAUCCAACUCGACUCGCGGUCGUCGGGAUGCGCUUGUUGUCCCCAGACGAGUUUGUGGCUCACACAGGAAAUGUCAACUGUCUCCGUAUCGGCCCGAAAUCCGGGCGAGUCAUGGUUACUGGAGGCGAAGACAAACGAGUCAAUCUCUGGGCGAUCGGCAAAACCAACCCUGUGAUGAGCCUGUCGGGACAUGCAACCUCUGUCACUUGCGCCACGCUGGACUGGCUUGAGGAGUUUGUCGCUGCCGGAUCAGCAAGCGGUGUGCUCAAGCUCUGGGACUUGACCCACAGCAAAGUGAUCCGGACGUUGACAGGCCACAAGAGCAUGACAACGACUGUGGAGUUCCAUCCGUUUGGAGAAUUCUUUGCCUCGGGCUCGGCCGAUCGGACGAUCAGGGUCUGGGACGUGCGGCGCAAAAGCUGCAUCCAGACCUAUGCCGAUCACUCCGAUGACAUCACAUCGCUCAAGAUCAGCCCAGACGGGCGAUGGAUAGCCUCCGGCGGCGUCGAUUCUACAACCAAAAUCUGGGAUAUGACCGCGGGCAAGCUUUUGCAUACAUUCAGCGACCACACCCUGCCAAUCACUUCGCUCGCGUUCCAUCCGCACGAGUUUGUGCUGGCGUCGGCGAGCGAGGACGGCACGAUUCGAUUCUACGAUCUGGAAACCUUUGAUGUUGUGUCGUCGACAUCCAACAACCAGGGAUCGCAUCCACUGCUGAUCGAUUUCCAUCCGGACGGCAAGUGUAUCCUUGCGGGACACGAGUCGUCACUUGAGGUCUGGACAUGGGAGCCGGCAGAGUGUCUCGACACCGUGUAUGUCAACUGGUCCAACGUGACAGACAUCAAGGUCCUGGCGGACGAGUCCAAGCUCAUCGGCAGCAGUCUGGACCACACCUUUGUCUCCAUGUGGGGAAUGAACACCAAGACCCUCAACCUGAGUGUGCCAACACCAAACCUUGCUCCAAAUCUCCCAGCACCAUCUCAUCAUGGCGAUGCAAUCGCUUCCAAGGAGUGGCCUGGCUCUGUGCCGGCCGAGUCUGCCGAUAAUUCUUGGAAAUCUCCAAGUGUGCAGGAUCACGCUCAACGAGCCAGCAGUGGGAGCCGAACACCGACGCCAGGCAGAUACGCUGACAGGGCAGCGCCAUUCCCACAGCCGUCGCGAGAGCACACUCCAACUCCGCCUCAGCGCUCUGUGCCAGUCGGGCUUGCCGAGCAACGACCAGGUCUCAUCGAUCAAUCUUCCCCGUUCGGUCCGGCUACAUAUGGACCCCAGUACUCCCAACCAGCGGCGACGAUGUACCCGCAGCCAACGCCGCCUCAGUCAUCCGCGUUCUCAAUCGCAGAUCAGCAGAGGCAGCAGCUGGGCUAUCCGCAUCUCGAGUCACAGCCGGUCUACGAUGCUCGACAGUACGAGUCUGCUCCGAGCCGAUCCAUGCCCGGACAGUCAGCCGAGACCCGUGCUCCUGGACGCACACUUAUCUCCGCCGGCACGGGCGAGAAGCCGCUGAAUCUGGACGUUGCGCGAUUUGUGCAGCCCCGCAGCUCGUCACCAAGACCCAACCUUCAGUCCGACGCGCUUCAGUUCCCUGAGCCCCAGAACGAAUUUGAUGUCAUUGACAUCCUGUCGUUCCGCAACACGAGCAUGAUGACCCUGCUUUCCAACCGGCUCGACACUCUGCGCAUGGUCCGGCAGCAGUGGGAUGAGCAGAAUAUCAAGAAGGCCAUUGCCACCGUGGUGUCUUUGAGAGACCCUGCUGUGCUCGUAGAUAUCCUCCGGAUCGUCAAUCUCAAGCCCAAGCUGCUGACGCUGGAGAUAUGCUCGCUUCUCCUCCCAUCGCUCAACGAUCUCUGUUGCGACAUUUACGAAGACUACAUCACGGUGGCAUGCACAACUAUCCGGUCGCUGUGCCGGAUAUUCUCGAACAUCAUCCUGACGACCCUCGACUCGGAGCGGCUGAACGGCGGCGUUGUGGAUAUUUCGCAUGAGGAAAGGCUGAAGCGGUGUCAGAUCUCGUACGAUGAGUUUCGGAAAGCCGUCGACAACCUCGAUCCGCUCAAGAGGACGGCUGGACACGUCGGGGUGCUGGUGCGCGAUACGUUGAAGGAUCUGCAGAUGUUCAUCUGAGCGACGACAGCGCUUUGGGCCUUGGACUGGCUGCACGGGCGGGCGCUUGUACUAUCCGUAUCAGAAGUGACUCAAAAGGACUGU
Messenger RNA from Polychytrium aggregatum, 2392 nucleotides. Its product is annotated as WD40-repeat-containing domain protein. The transcript is spliced from 12 exons. The coding region runs from base 212 to 2308 and encodes 698 amino acids. NCBI's taxonomy places the organism in Eukaryota, Fungi, Chytridiomycota, Chytridiomycetes, Polychytriales. Gene Ontology annotation, molecular function: microtubule binding. Gene Ontology annotation, cellular component: katanin complex. The record is from RefSeq and is a predicted model, not a curated record. Gene Ontology annotation, biological process: microtubule severing; microtubule depolymerization.